AUGGCCUUACGUGGGGAUGGGAGGAUGCUCGUUAUGCAAGUAAUGAUAUUGAUGAGACUGGUUGUAAAUCCAACAGCAGCAACAGCUCAAGCCCGGCCUAAUUGCCAAGACAAAUGUGGUAACCUCACAAUCCCAUACCCAUUUGGCAUGGGUGAAGGCUGUUACCUCCGACCAGAAUUCAACAUCACUUGUAAUCAAUCCGCCCAACCCCCGUCAGCCCACUGGAUGGGCGGUACGAACAGGAUUACUAACUUUUCUGUCGCUGAUGGCGAGUUGCAAAUAAUGCUAGACGUAGCCACGGCUUGUUAUGACGAUUCGGGUGAGGAAACAGAGGACAGCUCUACUUGGCUAGAGCUGCCUCCUCCUUACAGCAUGUCCCAUACACAAAACAAUUUCACCACAGUUGGCUGUGACACUCUAGGAAUCUUUGUAGGUGAGCGCUCAGGGGAUGGAGGCCCAAAGAAAGAAAAGGUCAAAGCCGGCAACAGCGUCACCUUGUGUGGUGAUAUUCUUGGCGACGCACUUCCAGACUCUUGCUCUGGAUUUGGCUGUUCCCAAGCUUCCAUCCCUGGUGGACUGCGAAACAUUUCCACUUUUCUUCAAAGCCUGACUACCGGCAAUCGAACGGGGAUUUAUAAUCCGUGGUACGCUAAGUACCCUUGCAGCUAUGCCUUCAUUGUGGAACAAGGCAACUUCUCAUUCAACCCCAACACAACUUUUCAAGAACUCAACAACUCAAGGCAGCUUCCAGCAGUUCUGAAUUGGGCAGUUGAGGGUGAGUCAUGUGAUGCAGCUCAACAGAACCCCAACUUUCCAUGUAAGGAAAAUACCAAGUGUGUUGAACGGACGACCAUCGGUGGUCCGCCUGCUUACAUUUGCCAGUGCUCGUCAGGUUAUCUAGGGAACCCGUACCUCCCAGAUGGUUGCCAAGAUAUUGAUGAGUGCAAGGAUUCAAACCCCUGCAGUAUUGGAACGUGCAUGAAUUUUUAUGGAGAUUAUUCUUGUAAAUGUCCCAAAGGGUACAAAAACGACGACAAGAAUCAAAAGAGUUGCAUAGAACACAAUCCCAGCAAUCGAUGGAAGAUCAUUCUCCUGCCUGUUAUUUCAUUGGGUGUCAGUGCAGGCCUCUUGGUUUUACUAAUUGGAAUUUCAUGGAUAUAUUGGGGAAUGCAUAGAAGAAAGAUCAUGAAACUCAAAGAAAAAUACUUUAAAGAAAAUGGUGGUUUAUUGUUACAACAACAACUUGCUAUUCAAGGAAGCCCCAUGGAGACAACAAAAAUCUUUACGGCAGAAGAACUUGAGAAGGCCACAAACAAUUACCAUGAAAGUCGAGUCCUUGGUGAAGGAGGAUAUGGAACGGUUUACAAAGGAGUAUUACCAGAUAACAAAGUGGUUGCCAUAAAGAAGUCAAAAAUUGGCGUCUCAACUCAGAAGGAGCAGUUUGUUAAUGAGAUGAUUGUUCUUUCUCAAAUCAACCAUAUAAAUGUGGUGAGGCUAUUGGGUUGCUGUUUAGAGACACCGGUGCCUUUACUAGUUUACGAGUUCAUCACCAAUGGCACUCUUUUUGAGCACAUUCAUAAUACAAAGGGCAAAGGAUCACCGCUUUCAUGGCAAUUACGAUUGAAGAUAGCAGCAGAAACUGCAGGAGCACUAGCAUACUUACACUUCUCUACUUCCAUGCCAAUCAUACACAGAGAUGUGAAAACAACUAACAUACUAUUAGAUGGGAAUUACAGAACAAAAGUGUCAGACUUUGGAGCUUCAAAAUUGAUUCCACUGGAUCAAACUCAACUAACAACUUUAGUACAAGGGACACUCGGAUACUUAGACCCUGAGUACUUCUGUUCAAGUCAACUAACAGAAAAGAGUGACGUUUACAGCUUUGGAGUUGUCCUUAUGGAGCUACUAACAAGCAAAGUGGCACUUUCUUUUGACAGGCCUGAGAAAGAGAGAAACCUAGCGAGCUUCUUUGUUUGGUCAAUGGAGGCGGACCUCUUGAAUCAAAUUCUUGAUGAUGAAAUAGUCAAGGAGGGAAAUAUUGAGACAAUAAAAAACAUGGCCGAUCUCGCAAGAAGGUGUGUAAAGUUAAAAGGGGAGGAUAGGCCUACCAUGAAGGAAGUAGCAAUGGAGCUAGAGGGAAUGAGAAUUAUGGCAAAGCAUCCAUGGGGGAAAGCUGAUUGUCCAGAGGAGACCGAGGACUUGCUUGGGUCAGCUAAGUCAUAUCUCUCGUUGGUAAUGGCAGCGGUGGCGGCUACAGCAGCUCAAUUAGCUCUCCCAAACUGCCUGGACAAGUGCGGAAAUGUCACAAUUCCAUACCCAUUUGGCGUUACUAAAAAGUGUUACAUGGCACCUGAGUUUUUCAUCACAUGCGCGGCUAACGGAAUAGCAUUCUUGGGGACAACCAACAUUCCUGUUACCAACAUAUCCGUGGAUCUCGGUGAGAUCCAAGUACAGCAGUAUAGGGCCUAUGACUGCUACGACGAGCUGGGCAACAAUAGCUACAACACCCCGGAGUUCUGGGUGGCUCCUCCUUACACCAUCUCCGGUACCAAAAACAAGUUCAUGGCCGUUGGUUGCGAUACUUAUGCAACUUUUAGAGGCUACCGUGCAAACCAAGAAAGAUUCAUCACCGGUUGCAUGUCCUUGUGUGACAGCCUCAACAGUGUUGAGCAAGACUCUUGUUCUGGCAUCGGGUGUUGCCAAACUUCCAUCCCCGACGGUCUUAAAAAUCGUACUGUGACGUUGAGAAGCUAUUACAAUCAUACGUAUAUUAGGAGCUUUAACCCCUGCAGCUACGCCUUUGUUGUGCAAGAAGGCCACUUCAGAUUCUCCAAGACAAGUUUUCAACAAGUCAACCACACAGAGCAGCUUCCAAUGAUCCUUAACUGGGAAAUUGGAAAUGAGCCAUGCGAUGCAGCUCAAGAGGCGACUCAGAAUUCUUUAUGCAAGGCACAUAGCAAGUGUGUCAAACCCAAUAAUCGCUCUACAGGUUACAUUUGCCAGUGCUUGCCAGGUUAUGAAGGGAACCCUUACCUCCCCAAUGGUUGCCAAGAUAUUGAUGAGUGCAAGGCUUCAAACUCCUGCAGUAUUGGAGUGUGCGUAAAUUCCCCUGGAGAUUAUUCUUGUCAAUGUCCCAAAGGGUAUAAAAACGACGGCAUGAAUCCGAAGAGUUGCAGCAAAGACAAUCGAUCAAAGACCAUUCUCCUGCUUAUCAUUUCAUUAGGUGUCAGCACAGGGUUAUUGAUUUUGCUGGGGGCAAUUUCAUGGUUAUAUUGCGGUCUGCAAAGAAGAAAGUUCAUCAAACUCAAAGAAAAAUACUUUAAAGAAAAUGGUGGUUUAUUGUUAGAACAACACCUUGCUAGCCAAGGAGACUCUAUGGAGACAACCAGGAUCUUUACAGAAGAAGCACUUGAAAAGGCCACAAACAAUUACCAUGAAAGUAGAGUGCUUGGCGAAGGAGGCUAUGGAACUGUUUACAAAGGAAUAUUAGCAGAUAACAAAGUGGUUGCCAUAAAGAAGUCCAAAAUUGGUGCCUCAACCCAGAAGGAGCAGUUUGUUAAUGAGAUGAUUGUUCUUUCUCAAAUCAACCAUAGAAAUGUGGUGAGGCUAUUGGGUUGCUGUUUAGAGACACCAGUUCCUUUACUAGUUUAUGAGUUCGUCACCAAUGGCACUCUUUUCGCCCACAUUCAUAAUAUAAGGGACAAAAGAUCAUCACUUCCAUGGGACUUAAGAAUGAAGAUAGCAACAGAAACUUCGGGAGCACUAGCAUACUUACACUCCUCCACUUCCAUGCCAAUCAUACACCGGGAUGUCAAAACAACGAACAUACUGUUAGAUGAAAAUUACACAGCGAAAGUGUCAGACUUUGGAGGUUCAAAAUUGAUUCCCGUGGAUCAAACUCAACUAACAACUUUAGUGCAGGGGACACUCGGAUACUUAGACCCCGAAUACUUCCUUUCAAAUCAACUAACGGAAAAGAGUGAUGUUUAUAGUUUUGGAGUUGUCCUAGCAGAGCUACUAACAAGUAGAGUAGCACUUUGUUUUGACAGGCCUGAGGCAGAGAGAAACCUAGCAAACUUCUUUGUUUGUUCAGUGGAGGAAGAUCGCUUGAAUCAAAUUCUUGACGAUGACAUAGUCAACGAUGGAAAUAUUGAGACUCUGAAAAAUGUGGCCAUUCUCGCGAAAAGAUGCUUGAGGUUACAAGGGGAGGAAAGGCCUACAAUGAAAGAGGUAGCCUUGGAGCUAGAAGGCAUGAGAAUUAUGGCAAAACAUCCAUGGGGGAAAGCUGAUUGUCCAGAAGAGACUGAGCACUUGCUUGGUUCAGGCAAGUCAGAUGCUUAUCGUGUGGAUGAUACAGCAGCAGAUUGUGGUCAUCCUAGUGGUACAAGUAGCGGAUAUGACAGCAUGCAAAUCCAGAUGUUAACGUCGUAUGGUGAUGGGCGAUAAUCGAUUGCUAGGGUCUAGUUGCGAUGUAUAUGCUAGAAAUAAACCAAUAUGUUGUUCUUUGUUGGUCUUAUUGGUUAUGUUAUGAAUUCAAGAUGUGUUUUCUGUCAGUGAUAUAUGAUGAGUUGAGAAAUUAUACUUUUUCAAAAAUGACCCCAGACUUAAUCAAAUCUACCAUUU
Molecule: messenger RNA, 4623 nt
Organism: Prunus persica (peach)
Lineage: Eukaryota; Viridiplantae; Streptophyta; Magnoliopsida; Rosales; Rosaceae
Exons: 6
Coding region: 1-4446 (1481 amino acids)
Biological process (GO): protein phosphorylation; cell surface receptor signaling pathway
Cellular component (GO): plasma membrane
Molecular function (GO): ATP binding; protein serine/threonine kinase activity; polysaccharide binding
Source: RefSeq, a predicted model, not a curated record